Molecule: messenger RNA, 1224 nt
Organism: Aphanomyces astaci
Lineage: Eukaryota; Oomycota; Saprolegniomycetes; Saprolegniales; Verrucalvaceae
Exons: 1
Coding region: 28-1128 (366 amino acids)
Source: RefSeq, a predicted model, not a curated record
CCGAGGUUGUUGCGGGACACUUUCAGAAUGAACUCGGCCCUGGUGGUGGCGGUGGCCACGUCGGCGGCUGCGUGCUCGGCGGCGUUGGUGUGGUACAACCUUCGAGCAUCUGCGACCAAACUCGCCAAGGACGACCUCAAGGCAUUGGCGAAGAUCGAGCGGGAAGGCCGCGUGCGGCUGCAGAUCGCAUUGGGUGCCGCGCAGGACCGCAUCAAGUUGCUUGAAGCGGCUUCGUCGUCGACAUCGCUGGAUACCAUCCCGCUCGUGACGUUUCCCACCAUCGGGGUCAUUUCGUCACCCUACUCGACGCGGAACGGCACGCCGCGGCAGCCAUCCUUGGUGGACUCGUCGCUGGCAAAGCUCGUGCUGCACAAGAACAUCCCGCACACGACGUUGGUGUCGCUGGCCGAGUUUUCGCACGCGUGGGUGUUGUUCCACUUCCACCAAAACACAAACGUACACAAGAACAAGAUCAAGGGCACGAUCAAACCGCCGCGACUCAACGGCCAGAGCGUGGGGGUACUGGCAACGCGUUCGCCGCAUCGACCGGCGCCGCUAGGUCUCUCCCUGGCCAAGAUCGUCGAAGUCAAUGUAGCCAAGGGGUAUGUGCUGUUCCAAGGCCUGGAUCUCGUGCAUGCGACGCCCGUGGUGGACAUAAAGCCGUACGUGGCGUUCAGCGACGCGCCGACACAUCAAUUUGCGCCGGCGUGGGUGGGCAAGGAACAUGCCGAAGCGGACGAACCCCUUAAGAUAUCCCAAGUCGUGUUUGCAUCACCCGAAGCCCAGGACUCGCUCAGGAAUGCCCACAACGUGUGCAAAUCCACGCGGCGCAGGAAGACCGCCAUCGAGUUGUACGCGGACUUUGACCAGUUUACGGCAUUCGUCAAGGAAAACCUGAGCUUGGACAUGCGCAGUACCCGCGAGCGCGCCGACCCCAAGUUUGACACAUACAGAGUCACAUUGUGCGAUGUCAUGGUGCAUUAUAAGGUCGUGAAUACCGACGGCGAUGGACCCGAGAUCCAUAUUGUCCGCGGCGAAGUGCUCACGGACGAAUGGCAGCAACCCCUUAACGAAACAACCGAAGUGCCUGACGAAGAGACGACGGAGGUCGAUGAAAACACGGAAUAAUGUUGCCAAGUACUACGUAGUACUAGGUAGUAGUAGUAUCGAUUCGAAACUGGAUGUCUUAACAGAAUUAAGAACCACCUAAGCCAAUUAAAUCAC